AUGCAACUUCGCAAAGCAGCUAUCCAUCCACUACUUUUCAGACGCCACUUUACGAAUGAGAAGAUUGAGAAAAUGGUCGAUAUCCUGCGAAAGAAAGAACCAGAUAAUUUCCCUCCAUCUGCUAAACGAAUCCAUCUUGUGGAAGAGAUGCGCAACGCUUCGGACUUUUGGUUACACACGUGGUGUGUAUUAUAUCCAUGUAUUAAAUCGUUCGAUGUUAAGAAGAAUGCUUGGAUGGAUUCGGGGAAAGUGUCUGCUUUAGUGGAACUUGUGACGAAAUACAAGGAGAAUGGGGAUCGGGUUCUUAUCUUCUCUCAAUUCUCGCUUGUUCUUGACAUUCUGGAAUCUGUAUUGAACACUUCCAUGAUCACAUACACUCGUAUCGAUGGUGCCACCAAAAUUGACGAACGUCAAUCUUUGAUUGAAAGAUUCAGGGACGAUACUGAUAUUACGGCUUUCCUCUUGACGACCAAGGCAGGUGGAACAGGUAUUAACUUGAUGUAUGCCAAUAAAGUUAUCAUCUUCGAUGGUAGUUUCAAUCCUCAAGAUGAUGUGCAAGCAGAGAAUCGUGCUCAUCGUGUGGGACAAACUCGCGAUGUGGAAGUUGUCAGAUUAGUCACUCGUGGUACAAUCGAAGAAGCCAUUUGGAAAAUGGGUAGAAGCAAGUUGAUGCUGGAUGGAAGAGUGGCAGGGGAAGAAGGUGAAGAAGCGGGCGAGAAGGCUGUGGAAAAGAUGUUGUUAGAGGGUGUUACAAUUACGGAUGAAGAAGCGGCCUCUGUUGCUGAGGGUCAUGAAACUACGCCCAAGAAAAAUGGGAAGGGCAAAGCGACGGGGCAAAAACUACCGGAUAGGAAGAAAUCAGGCACGUUUCUCGAUUUGGCGAUGAAGGGAGCGGAGAAAGAUGAUGAGGAUGAAAUGCUUGUUUGA
Molecule: messenger RNA, 927 nt
Organism: Botrytis sinoallii
Lineage: Eukaryota; Fungi; Ascomycota; Leotiomycetes; Helotiales; Sclerotiniaceae
Exons: 1
Coding region: 1-927 (308 amino acids)
Cellular component (GO): nucleus
Molecular function (GO): chromatin binding; ATP-dependent activity, acting on DNA; DNA binding
Source: RefSeq, a predicted model, not a curated record